Messenger RNA from Fomitopsis serialis, 1917 nucleotides. Its product is annotated as MFS general substrate transporter. The record is from RefSeq and is a predicted model, not a curated record. Gene Ontology annotation, biological process: transmembrane transport. Gene Ontology annotation, molecular function: transmembrane transporter activity. The coding region runs from base 487 to 1917 and encodes 476 amino acids. The transcript has 8 exons. Lineage: Eukaryota; Fungi; Basidiomycota; Agaricomycetes; Polyporales; Fomitopsidaceae.
CAAAACCCAUCUCGAACAUCCUCGAGCGCAUGCCUUCAUGAUCGUCUCGGAUUCACCCAAGAUUCGCCGUACAUUGGCGUCUGCAUCUCAGUCUCUCUGCUUCCAAUGACGAAAGACUUUCCUUAUCGGACGGCAUAUCAGCAGAGACUAGAGCCGUAAGGAGGACUCGGACACUCUCGGAGCGGGGCAGCGCAGUGAGCAUGACCAUUGCGCAGAUGGAAAGGCGACACAUCAUCCUCCCGUUACGUCUACUCAGAGUACAUUUCUGUUCCCGGAGAUCACAGGUGCGCGGUCGAAAGCGACCGGUCUGCACCAAUUUUCUCUGCACAAUCUCGAGAUUGGGAGCGACUGUCCUCGGAAUCCCCGUGCGUGCGGAGGAGCCGAGACAAGAUAAAGCGGGAGUGCGGAUGGCCUGCCUCCCAGUUUCGCCCACCCUCCUCCUCGCGACACCCACCUUGCCCACGGCGUGUACUGCUCGUAGUGCGUAUGCCCCGAAACGACGAUGAGAGACUCGAUGAGACCACGGUGCUCCUGCCCGCGAAGGAGCCCAAGCCCAUGACGCCGCUCCCCAAGCUGCAGAUCGGGAUCCUCCUCCUCGUCCAGCUCGCGGAGCCCAUCACAUCCCAAUGCAUAUACCCGUUCAUCAACCAGCUUGUGAGCGAACUGGACAUUACGGGUGGGGAUGAGAGGAAGGUUGGAUACUAUGCCGGGUUAAUUGAAUCCGUCUUCUUCCUGACCGAGGCAAUGUUCGUCCUUCAAUGGUCGCGCAUCUCAGACUACAUUGGGCGCAAGCCUGUCCUUCUGACAGGCAUGGCCGGCCUCUGCGUCUCGAUGAUAUGCUUCGGGCUUUCCAGAACGUUCCUGCACUUGAUCCUCAGUCGUUGCUUGGUCGGAGCACUCAAUGGCAACAUCGGUGUCAUGAAGAGCAUGAUGGGAGAAUUGACCGAUUCGACCAACAUGGCGCAGGGCUUCUCCCUCAUGCCCGUUGUGUGGUCCGCUGGGUCAACCUUGGGUCCCAUGAUCGGUGGGCAACUUGCAAAACCCCACGACAGAUGGCCGAACGUCUUCACGGCUCGCAUAUGGUCGCAGUAUCCCUACCUGCUCCCUUGUGCCGUCUCCUCUGCCUUUUCCGCAUUCACGUUCGUGAUUGUCUCUGUAUUCCUGAAGGAAACAGUGCAGCGGAGGCAAAUCAAAAAGAAAUCCGUCCGCAUCCUUGUACAAGCCGAAGAAGACCCUCUCUUGCGUGAAGAGUCACUCGAAAACCCCGCCACAUUGCGCUCGCUCAUGGUCCGCCCCGUGCUUCUCUCGGUCGCGAACUAUGGCACGCUCUGCCUGCUCGACAUCGCCUACCGCGCGAUCCAGCCGCUCUUCCUCAGCACGCCCAUCGCUCUCGGCGGUCUCGGCUUCACGCCCGCCACAAUCGGACUCGUGCUUGGAAUCUACGGGCUUAUGAACGGCUCCCUGCAGGCCAUGUUCUUCGCGCGCGUCGUCCGGCGGUGGGGCCCCAAACGCGUCUUCAUGGCGGGCAUGGCGUGUUUCGUGCCGCUGUUUGGGAUGUUCCCCGUGAUCAACGCGCUCGCGCGGGCGAACGGCGUGACGGGUAUCGUGUGGGCCGCAAUCGUCCUGCAGCUCGCGAUCUCGGUGCUCAUGGACAUGUCCUUCGGCUGCUCCUUCAUGUUCGUGACGACUUCCGCCCCGAACAGACGGUCGCUGGGCGCGACGAACGGCGUCGCGCAGGUCGUCGCGGCGCUCCUGCGUGCAGCAGGCCCCGCGCCUGCGACGUCGCUCUUCGCGCUCUCCCUCGAGCACAACUGGCUUGGCGGCGGCGCAGUGUACGCCGUGCUCAUGUUGCUGUCGUGUUUGUUGUGGCUUGUGGCGCUUCCGCUGCCAUAUGAGUCCUGGUCGAAGGACUGGUGA